AUGUCCACGGCCGAUGCUCUCGAUCCCUUCAAUGAUUUGGCCACAACCGGCGCCACCAGCAGCGGUGUCCCCGACUUUGAGAAGGAACACGACCUGACUGUCUGCUGGGGCAAGAACGGCGAGUCGUUUGUGGUCAAAGAGCCAAGCGAGUUCGCCAAGGCCAUCCUUCCCAAGCAUUUUAAACACAACAACUUUGCCAGUUUUGUCCGUCAGCUCAACAAAUACGACUUUCACAAGGUCAAGAUCACCGAAAACGCUAACAAUCCCUAUGGCGACCAGGCAUGGGAAUUUCAGCACCCAAAGUUCCAAAUUGACAAGCGGGACCAGUUGGAGGAGAUCAAGCGCAAGACACCAAGCAACAAGAAACCAGCGGGUGCUACGGCAUCAACCCUCCUGUCCGAUGGCACGUCUCCCCUGCCCGAGGAGUAUCUGGCUCAGAUCGAGCUCAUGUCCAAAACUCAGACAGAGAUGCAGGAUCAACUGACCCAAUGCAGGAGUAAAAUCUCGGCUCAGGAAAACCUCCUGCAGAGUCUUAUGAAGGCACUCGGUUACAAGAGCACUGACGACGGUACCGUUAUGCAAGUGCAUGGCGCGGCACCACAUCUGAAUAAGGAAAAGUCAAAGUCCAAGAGCCAGACAGGCUCUCGGUCACGAGUCCCAAGUCAAUCGAAACCCGACCUUCAGCAACCAUUUACUCCGUCAGCCAUCCCCGCCUCAUCAUCAACAUCAUCCGCAAUGCACUCCAACUUCUCUGCCAUGACAUCAGCGGCGACAAUGUCCACGAUACCAGCCUCUUCGACCUUCCAGCCUGCCUCCUCCGCGCCAGUGUCAACGUCACAGUUUCUCCCAAGGACAUCCGUGCCACCCAUGUGCCAGGACCCUAGUCUUGGACCUCCAUAUCCCACCUUCGGUCAUAUCACGGCGAAAAAGGAAGACUGGGAAAAACCUAUGCGGAAUCCUCCAAAGGCAGCUUCUAGACCAGCGCCACCACAACAACAGCCCCAGCCCAUCUCUCACAACAUCCCCAGACAGCCCCAAGAUACUCAACAACCGCAAUAUCAGCAACCACCGCAGGAGUAUGCAGCGACGUCAACUUCGGCUCCUCCCAACUAUCGGGCUAUGAGUGUGCGUCCCAACAUGAUGGUCCCCAACUGGUCGAUGCCACCCAAGGUUCUUCUUGUGGAAGACGACGACACGUGUAGACGUCUCAGCUCCCGACUCUUGCAGAUUUUCGGCUGCCCGUUCGAUGUGGCCGAGGAUGGUGUGGCUGCUGUUGGAAAAAUGAGCCAUCAGAAAUAUGACAUUGUCUUGAUGGAUAUCAUGAUGCCCAAACUGGAUGGAGUGUCUGCCACGACGCAGAUUCGUCAGUUUGAUGCCAUGACGCCCAUCAUCAGUAUGACCUCCAACACCACCGCCAACGAUAUUAUGACUUACUUCGCCAAUGGCAUGAACGACAUUCUUCCCAAGCCCUUCUCCAAGGACAGUCUACUCAGCAUGCUCGAGAAGCACUGCCAGCAUUUGCGGUACCUCAAGCUCGGAACAAGUCUGUUGGAACUGUCCAACUCUGGAUCGGGAUCGAACCUCAACGGCCAGGCCAACCGUCUCAUGCUGCGUCAGGGGGAUUCCACCGAUGUCGAGUCAAUGGGCUUCUCGCUUUCGGGUUUCCAGGGUCAGGAUGGUCUGCAGUUGGUGCAGCCAGGCAAAGACAACAACAAUAUUGACCAGCAAGGCGGCCAGAACGGCGACCAGCAACAGCGCGAGGGGAUGGAUUCGUUGGGGAUGGGCAUGCAGCUCAACAUGGGUGGGAUGAUGAUUCUCAACAGUGUCGACUCUAAUCUUGACGGACAGAUCGACACGUACCCCCGUCAGAACCAGAACAGUCUCAAGCACGGAAUGAACCCCAAUGAGAACGACAACAACUCGAACAAUAACUCAAACAACUAUGGCAUGAACAACAUAAGCUACGGCGAGCUGUUGGAUCCAAUUGGCCACCACGACGACAGCUCAGGCUCCUCCCUCUCCCCCGACCAGGCCCACAGCCAUCUCUCUGCCAAACCCGCUCACCAUCAACAGCAUGCGCACCACUCUCACCAACAGCAGCAGCAGCAGUUGCAGCAGGGUCACCAGGGGAUGAUGACGAACCCUCACUCAAACCACACCGGAUAUGCCACCACGAUGGGCAACAAUAUCUCCUUUGCCAACUCGAGCUCUUCCAUAAUGAGCGCCUACCAAAGUGAGCUCGACAAUGCCUAUGGUGGUCACCCUCAACCCCAACAACAGCAGCAACAUCAACAGCAACAACAUCACCAGCAACAGCAACAACAUCACCAGCAGCAGCAGCAGCAACAACAGCAGCCACAGCACCUACAGAGCAUCACAUUACUCUCAAUCAGGCCUGACGGUGGAAUGGCCCACACGCUUGGGUUGACGAACCGAGGAGGCGGAUUCGGUAUGGAUCAGGGUGAUACCAUUGAUACCCAAGGACGGCUGAAGCGCGCCAAGAUUGAAGUCAUUGAAUAG
Messenger RNA from Linnemannia hyalina, 2520 nucleotides. The record is from the annotation of a GenBank genome assembly. NCBI's taxonomy places the organism in Eukaryota, Fungi, Mortierellomycota, Mortierellomycetes, Mortierellales, Mortierellaceae.